This is a messenger RNA of Clonostachys rhizophaga, 1005 nucleotides long. NCBI's taxonomy places the organism in Eukaryota, Fungi, Ascomycota, Sordariomycetes, Hypocreales, Bionectriaceae. The record is from the annotation of a GenBank genome assembly.
AUGGGCCGUCAGUCUCAUCCGCCGGUUGCCCUCCUUAAGCUUCUCCGGGGUUUUUGCUUUUCCUAUUCGCGAGAAGCCGGGGACAUGGGGCUUACAAGACGCAUUUCUCCCCCAGGAGUAAAGGAAGCCUAUAUUCUAACUAGCAUUGGGUUUCUAACUGAAGCUACGCCCGGUACUCAAACUCGCGUCAUUGCCUCUCCAAACGAAACGGGCGGAACAUUCGAUCUAUCACAUACUAGAUAUACUACCCGAACGGCUGAUGACAGUCUCUUAGAGAUCGGCACCUACCCUACAGCCGUCUUUGCAGUGAAGGGUGCCAUCAAGCUUCACAACGAGGGUGGUUGUAAAAUCAUUAGCGAGGGGGGUUUCAUUUUUGUUCCAGCAGGUAGGGUAUACAACUAUUCGACGGAUGAACCUGGAACAGAACUCUUGGUGUUCUCGACAUGCCUGAAAGAUGGCGACUCCAUCCCCAGUCGGAAGUAUGUUCCGAUUCCAGUUGGAGACACUCCAGCGACGGAUGCCGGAGAGACAUACCUAAUAAAACAAGAAGUCGGAUUGUGCUCAGUUUUCGGAGGCUUCCUAACUCGACCUCUACUGAGGCUAUCCAACGGCUUGGACCAGAUUUCGGUCUCGAUAAUGGAAUCGACGACAAGAUAUUCAGAGCGGCCGUUUGUUGACCGAUGGGUUUUCUUUACGAAUGUGUACCAUUGUUUCUACAUUUUGGAAGGCCGGUUCAAGUUUAAGAUCAAGGGCGACUCGGAAUGGACCUACACUGACGCAGGCGAUUCAUUUUUCGUCCCAUCGAGGACCUUUUUCAUAGGCGACGUGGCUAGCGAAACCGCGCGACUGAUUCUAUUCGCGAAUGGAGGAGGAGUUGACGAGAUGGUUGUUAAAGCUGGGUAUUCACAUCAAGGGCCCUUGCCGGAGACUAUUGGAAAAUGGGAUGGCUGGGACGAAGCGAGAGUGAAGUCUGCGUGUGCACAACUUGGAGCUCAGAUUGAAUGA